AUGGGAAAGUACCAGUGGGAAGGUGAUGCCAAAGCCACGGAGGAGACCAUGGCCAGGCGCGGUGCUGGGACACCCUUCCUGCUGCGGCUCUCCUUGCUCCUGCUCCUCCGCCCGGGCGGGACCCUGGGCUGUGCCUCAGUGGCCGUGGGCUCACCCGUUGUGCCCCUGGGCUCGGCUGUCACGGCAUCCUGCACCAUCUGGAGCAAGCUCUGCCACGGCUUGGAGCAGGGGAAGGUCCAGAUCACCUGGAUGCUGGACAACGAGCCUGUGGCCGGGAGCCAGCGCCGGGGCCCGGGGGGCACAGAGGUGUCCAACCUCACCUUGCCCCAGUUCAACCGCACGCAGGCCAAGCUGUGGUGCUGGGUGGAGUGGAAUGGGACCAAGCAGCGUGUCGGCAUGGCCGAGAUCAGGGCGGGCUACCCACCUGCGAAGCCCUUCAACCUCAGCUGCGUCCUGAACCUCAGCGACUACGGGCUGACGUGCCAGUGGGAGCAGGGAGCCGACAGCCACCUCCCCACCAGCGUCGUGCUGAAGUGUGCUGGGAGCAGAGCCCAGACAGUGACGGGCUGCACCCCGCAAGGCGGCCGCAGCUGCUGCACGGUGCCACGCCGGCUGCUUCAGCUCUACCAGCAAAUGGAGAUCUGGGUGUCAGCUGCCAACGCGCUGGGCAUGGCCGAGUCAGAGCAUCUCUGCAUUGACCCCAUGGACGUUGUCAAGCUGGACCCCCCAGCCCUGCAGAGCAUCCAGUCCAUCCCCUUCCAGACCGACUGCGUCGCCCUGGCCUGGGAGGUGGCACGGAGCAACGCGCACAUGGAGCUGCAGUGCGAGCUGCGUUACCGGGCACCUGAGGACCCUGGCUGGGCUCUGGUCACCGGCAUCGAUGGCCAGGCCGGCACCACACAGUGCUGCGGCUUCCUCUUUGGCAUGCAGUACCACUUCCAGAUGCGGUGCCGGCGGAGCUUGGCACGGGGCUACUGGAGCGAGUGGAGCCUGGGCAGGAACUACACCACCCAUGAGAAAGCCCCCACGGGGAAGCUGGACACAUGGUGGAGUGCUCGGCCGGCCGGGGCGGGCGGGCAGCUGGAGGUGCAGCUGCGCUGGAAGGCCCCACAGCGGCGGGAGGCAAACGGGCGAGUGCUGGGGUACCGCGUCACCCUGAGCCCCAGGAGGAAGGGCAGGGACCCCCCCACCGUCUGCAACACCACCCACACCCACUGCAACUUCUCUGCGCCGGCGGGGACCAGGAGGGUCUAUCUCUCAGCCUACAAUGCCGCCGGUGAGUCGGCAGCGACCGAAGUCGUCCUCCUGGAGAGGAAAGGUCAGCCCCUGGCCGGGCUCCAGGCCAUGCCCGGGGACGAGCACAGCCUCUGGGUGCGCUGGGAGGCACCACCGGCCCCGGUGGCCAGCUACGUCCUGGACUGCGUCGUGGGGUGGCAGCGGGUGUCCUCGGACCCCGGCCGCUGCAGCGCCUGCUGGCAGAUGGAGCGUGACGGGGCUGCCACCGCAGCCCUCAUCCGGGGUAAGCUGGGGGCUGCCGGGGGGUCCCUGCCCUCCUGGUUGGCUGCGCGGAGGGGUGCAUACCGGGGGGCUGGCACCCCUCCCGACUGCCCCAGGACCAAACCCUGCCCCGAGCCCACUCCACACCCUCCCUCCUUCCUCUGGAUCCACUCCCGGGAUGGCAUUGAGCCUUUCCAGCGGUACAACAUCUCGGUGUACCCCCUCUACAAGGACGCCAUAGGGGUGCCCAUCCACACCACAGCCUACUCCAAGCAGAAGGCACCGUCCUACGCCCCGAAGCUCCACCUGAGGAGCAUCAGCAAGUCCAAUGCCGAGCUGUGCUGGGACCCAGUGCCCGUUGAGAUGCUGAACGGCUUUAUCACCAGCUACACCAUCUUCUGGGCCAACAGCACCGCAGAAGUGUCCAGCGCCACCGUGAAUCCCUCUCUCAGCUCCUUUGUCAUCCGGGAGCUGAAGCCCUCGACCCUGUACAAAGUGCACAUCAUGGCAUCCACGGCCGCUGGCGGCACCAACGGGACCAGCCUGACCCUGGUGACCAUGGUGCUAGACGACGCUGAAAUCCAGUUUCUCUUCCUGACCCUGGGGCUGAUCUUUGUCCUGCUCAUCCUUUUGUUCAUCUGCUUCCAGAAGAACGGGCGGGUGAAGCAGCAGUUCUGGCCCAGCGUCCCCGACCCCGCCAACAGCAGCCUGAGCAAGUGGGUGCCGGCAGAGCUGCAGCAGGUGAGACCUGGAUGGCUGCUCCCCCUGGAGCCUCUGCAGGUCCCCGGCGUGAGGGAGCCUGGCCUGGCGACCAUUUCUACCGUCACAGUGCUCGAAAAGGCGGCGGGGAAGCAACCAUCCAGCUGGGGCAAGGAGCCCGCCAUCGAGACCACCGGCACCUUCCCUCCCCUGCCCCGGCCCUACGUGCGGCAGGAGGGACCCGGCACGCCGGGCCACGGCUGGGCGGCAGCGGAGCCAUGCCAGGGCCCCGGCGGGAGCAGGGAGACCGUCCAGUAUGCGCGGGUGGUGGGCGACGGGUACAAGGGCCAGCAGCAGGCCCGGCCUCGCCUCUACCUGCGCUCCAGCUCCACCCAGCCCCUGCUCCUCGACCCCAGCCCCAGCCCCAAGCCCUACGAGAACCUGUGGUUCCACGGGGCCGCCCCGCCGGCUUGCAGUCCCUUUAUUCAGACAGCCAGAUGCUACGCCAGACCUGUGAGAAGAAAGAGGAAAGACAUCCCCAGCCAUUUGGAUGAUCUUCCUCCCACAAUGCUGAAGAAAGAUUAUGCCAACGUCCCAAUAAUAAAUAGUGUUGACGAUGUAGUGAAAAGACUGUUGUCACUGGAAAUGGCAAGCCAGAAGGAGAAGAUGAAAAUAAAGACACAGCAGCUGGUGGAGAAGGUCAGGAGGUCUCCCAGCGACAAUGGCUCCUUUGAGGUGCAAGUUGCUAUGUUGACUGCCAAGAUACGCACUUAUGAGGAACAUCUUCAGAGGCAUCCCAAGGAUAAAAAUAACCGUCGUCGCAUGCUGAUGGCUGUAGAUCGCCGGAAGAAGCUACUUGCAUAUCUUCGCCGUGUCCGCUACGAUACCUUUGAAAACACCUGCAAGCAGCUGAAUAUCCAGUACACCCUGCCCCCUCCCUACACCAGAAGGGUCACCAAGCGCUGGCUCGUGAAGAAGGCUUUCUGUCUCAAGGUUUUCCAGGAGGCGCGGAAGCUGAAAGCACCGGAGAGGCUAAAGCAGAGAAGAGAGAGGCAAGCAAGAAGGAGAGCUGCAAAGGAGAAAGAGGCGCAGCGUGAGGGGACGCCCGUGUAG
Nipponia nippon (crested ibis) is the source of this 3309-nucleotide messenger RNA. The record is from RefSeq and is a predicted model, not a curated record. NCBI's taxonomy places the organism in Eukaryota, Metazoa, Chordata, Aves, Pelecaniformes, Threskiornithidae.